CGGGGCAGGUAAACAAAAUGGCGGCUGCCUAACAACUGAACUCCUUGCAGGAGGAGGGAGGAGAGGCGAUGCUGCAUGGAGCGGAACAACGACAACAGCAGCCAGAGGAGCCUGAGGAAUCCGAGUCGAUCCUGGCGCCUUUCAGAGACUAUGUCGAGAUGGACGAGGUCAUUGACUACAUCAGUGACAACGACCUCAUGGGAGUGGACACUUUCAUCCACAGGAUAGACUCCACCGACGUGAUCUACCAGCCGAGGAAGAAAAGGGCCAAAAUCAUCGGAAAGUACCUAAUGGGCGACCUCCUGGGAGAGGGUUCCUACGGCAAAGUCAAGGAGAUGCUGGACUCUGAGACACUGUGCAGGAGGGCCGUGAAAAUCCUCAAGAAGAAAAAGCUGAGGAGGAUCCCGAACGGGGAAGCGAAUGUGAAAAAGGAAAUCCAGUUGCUCAGGAGACUACGACACAAAAAUGUAAUCCAAUUGGUAGAUGUGCUGUAUAAUGAAGAAAAGCAAAAAAUGUAUAUGGUAAUGGAAUAUUGUGUGUGUGGAAUGCAAGAAAUGUUGGACAGUGUCACAGACAAGAAAUUCCCAGUAUUUCAAGCUCAUGGGUAUUUCUGCCAAUUGAUUGAUGGUCUAGAAUAUUUGCACAGUCAAGGAAUAGUCCACAAAGAUAUUAAACCAGGCAACUUACUGCUAACAACGGAUGGCACUUUGAAAAUCUCAGAUCUAGGAGUAGCUGAAGCAUUACACCCUUUUGCAGAGGAUGACACAUGUAGGACAAGUCAAGGGUCACCAGCAUUCCAACCUCCAGAAAUCGCAAAUGGUCUUGAUACAUUUUCGGGGUUCAAAGUGGAUAUUUGGUCUGCAGGGGUGACAUUGUACAAUAUUACAACGGGACUUUACCCAUUUGAGGGGGAUAACAUCUACAAAUUGUUUGAAAACAUAGGGAAAGGGGAAUAUACCAUUCCGGAAGAAUGUGGACUGUUGUUGUCCGAUUUACUGCAAGGAAUGCUUGAAUAUGAUCCUGUGAAAAGAUUUUCAAUACAACAGAUCAGACAGCACAAUUGGUUUCGGAAAAAACACCCUCAGGCAGAAAAUCUCGUUCCUAUCCCUCCAAGCCCAGAGACCAAGGACAAGUGGAGAAGCAUGACAGUGGUGCCUUACCUGGAAGACUUGCAUGGUUAUAAUGAUGAAGAUGAUGAAGAUCUGUUCAAUGAAGAUGAAAUAAUUUAUACUCAGGAUUUUACAGUACCAGCUCAAACUGAAGUUGGAGGAUUAUGGUGUUGCUGCUGCCUCUGUGCCUGUGCGGACCAGCACUGGAGGCAAGCGACGGAGAAAAGAAGAAAGAAGCGGUGAAUAAGUAGAAAAUAAUUCCUGCCUUCUAUAGAAUGAAGACAGCAUGUUUGUCCAGCCUACCACCCAAUGACAACAGUUUAUAACAACAAUCCUGAGUUUGACAGAAGUAUAACCAUGGAUGUUUAGAACUUUGUGCAAAGCCAUUUAGAUGCACUUUAUGUUUUAGACUACUUUGUUUCCUGUUUAUACCUGCAGUAUAGUACACAUUGUGAUGUGUAAAUGCAUGCUGUAAAGGGCUUGGAGAAAGGGAAUAUACAUUUAUAAAGGGCAAAAGGUUUAGUACUUUUGUCUGGGUUAAUCUGUAUUGCUCUGCAGCUGGUUCAUUAAGAAAAGUCAACACGUCGAAUGAAAAUGUCUUGCUACCGUUUUUGGGAGCAAUGGAAGGAGCAGUUUAAGUAUUGAAAUAUUCACUAUUUGACAAGGUUUUGGAAUUGGUAGAUAAGCUGCAGGAAACACCCCAAUUUAUUGAGAGGCCUAUUAUGAAAAGUAUUACCUUCUGGUACUGUUUUCUGACAGCCAUAGUCACAUCACUGUUAGAAAUGAUUUACAUUAAGCAAAUCAAUCUGCAGAUAGCUUCCCACCUGUUGGGCGUACCAACACAUGCAUUCCUUUCAUUAAUGGUAUGCCAAUGAACUUUUUGACACAGUUUUAUUUUUUGUCCACAGUAUUCUAUACCAAAAGAGCUUUAAGAGACAAAAAUGAAAAUACUAUACACACAGACCUGGUCUUGUUCACUAACAGAUAUAAGUGGAUGCUACAGUUUCAAGGAUAAUUGUUAUGUUUAUGCGGUAGAUGCAAAUGUAUUUCGAUGGAUCACAGAUAGAAGACUUGACGCAUGAUAACCAGAAAAGUUUCUACAGCCAGCAUUGUAAGAUGGACCUUCUGCUGCAAUAUUGGAUUGAUAAUUUGUAUGGUAAAAUACUGAUAAGAGGAGAGUAAUGCAUUCAAUUUUUUUGUGUUGAUAAUAAGACAGGAUGUCUUAUUAGCAUCCUCUGUAACAGGUCCCACACUGGUGUACGAAUGCAUCUUGUAUACAUUUGCAGCUGCUGUUUUUUCAUGUUAUUUCUUGAUGAAGCCAGUGCACACAUUGCAGACUGGCUGUUUUUGUGAAUUAUCAAAACACUGUAGUGGAACCAAAGCAUUACUUGUUGUACUAAAGUAGCUCCCAUUAUUAUUA
This is a messenger RNA of Hemiscyllium ocellatum (epaulette shark), 2529 nucleotides long. It is a transcript of the gene stk11, whose product is annotated as serine/threonine kinase 11. NCBI's taxonomy places the organism in Eukaryota, Metazoa, Chordata, Chondrichthyes, Orectolobiformes, Hemiscylliidae. Gene Ontology annotation, cellular component: cytoplasm; nucleus. Bases 69 to 1352 code for a protein of 427 amino acids. Gene Ontology annotation, biological process: regulation of Wnt signaling pathway; regulation of cell growth; protein phosphorylation. Gene Ontology annotation, molecular function: protein kinase activator activity; protein serine/threonine kinase activity; ATP binding. The record is from RefSeq and is a predicted model, not a curated record. The transcript is spliced from 9 exons.